Molecule: messenger RNA, 1827 nt
Organism: Glarea lozoyensis ATCC 20868
Lineage: Eukaryota; Fungi; Ascomycota; Leotiomycetes; Helotiales; Helotiaceae
Product: alpha/beta-Hydrolase
Exons: 3
Coding region: 1-1827 (608 amino acids)
Source: RefSeq, a predicted model, not a curated record
AUGGAGUUGUAUAAGAAUGCUUCAAUCGCUCUUCAAGAAUUUUGGUCAUCGACAGAAAUUCCCAAUACCAUGUUGUCUUCUUUGUUCGGACUGUGUGCUGUUGCUGGAGUAUGUUUGGCUACUCCGAACCCUAACAUACAUGCACAUACUAGCCUGCCGUCAGUGACAGUUAAGAAUGGCUCAUAUUCUGGUGUCUACAAUCCUACCUACAAUCAAGAUCUUUUUCUGGGAAUUCCAUACGCUCAGCCCCCAGUUGAUGAUCUUCGCUUCCGCGUACCACAAAGCUUAAAUGCUUCAUGGUCGGAUGUUCGUCCAGCAACUGCCUACUCGCCCUUUUGUGUCGGCUAUGGUGGCGAUGAUCUUGGCAAAGAAUUGGCAGAGGAUUGUCUUUACUUGAGCGUCAUACGGCCGAGUAAUAUUCAACCCAAUGCUUCUUUACCGGUAGUAGUAUGGAUCCAUGGUGGUGGACUUUUUAUGGGUGGCUCCAACGAUGCUCGUUACAAUUUGAGCUUUCCCGUUCAGAAUAGUGUUGACAUGGGAAGCCCAAUGAUUGGUAUAAGUAUCCAAUAUCGUCUCUCCGGUUGGGGUUUCUUAGGCGGCAAAGAAGUUUUGGAUAAUGGAGUUGCAAACCUUGGAUUCCGAGAUCAACGGUUGGCUUUGCAUUGGGUUCAGGAGAACAUUGCUGCUUUUGGUGGAAAUCCGCAGAAGGUCACCAUUAUGGGCGAGAGUGCUGGUGCACAAAGUGUUGGAGCACAUCUUCUUGCUUACAAUGGACGUGACGAUAAGCUCUUCUCUGGUGCCAUUGCAGAAAGUGGUGGACCUGGCGUGAUGUUCUUUAGCACUACCAACGGAACAGGAUACAACACUACAGCAUAUCAAACUAGUUACGACACUAUCGUAGCCUCGACUGGAUGUGGCAACACUACUACAAACACACUUUCUUGUCUUCGUGCCUUACCUUACGAAACACUAAACGCAGCGCUCAACUCCUCAAUCCCAGGCGUCGGGCCCUUCCCACCAACAAUCGACAACGACUUCGUUUCAACCUACCCCUCCAUUCAACUCACCUCCGGAAACUUCGUCAAAGUUCCCCUCCUAAUCGGCACUAACACCGACGAAGGCACCGCCUUCAAACCCGACGUUUCCGUAAACACAACCACCCAAUUCCUUUCCGUCCUAAACGCUACCCUCUACCCAGCACCCCCAUCCACCUCCACAAUCAUCUCAUACCUCUACCCUAAUAUCCCCGCCAUCGGCAUCCCCUCCUUCCAAACCUGGCCCUACGCCCCAAACUCCACCAUCGCCAUCGCAUUAGGCGCCCAAAUUCGCCGUCUACAAGCCUACUUCGGCGACCUCGUCGUCAACGCCCCUCGUCGCGGCGCGAACCACGCUUGGGCAGCCCACGGCGUGCCCUCAUACUCCUACCGUUUCGACGUCACCGUCACCGGGAACCCACCGUGGGUCGGGGCGACUCAUUUCCAAGAAGUCGCUUUCGUGUUCAAUAACACCCGCGGUGAAGGCUACGCCGUAAACCCAUUCUCGAAUCUCACGGCCGCGCAGACGCUGGCGUUUGACGAGUUGGCGCAGCACAUGAGUCGCAGCUGGGUGAGUUUUAUUGUUCAUGACGGGGAUCCGAAUUGUCAUGGGCUUAAGGGGAAGGUUCUGUGGCCGGUUUAUGAUACGCGAAAUGGGGCGUUAGGGCAAAAUAUUGUGUGGAGUGCGAAGGGGAAUGACUCGGCUAGUCUGGGGAGGGUGGAGGUGGACGAUUAUAGGAUCGAAGGGAUGGAUUUCAUCGUUAAGAAUAGUUUGGCGGUAUACGGACGGUAG